This is a messenger RNA of Owenia fusiformis, 578 nucleotides long. Lineage: Eukaryota; Metazoa; Annelida; Polychaeta; Sabellida; Oweniidae. The record is from the annotation of a GenBank genome assembly.
UGUAACAAUUGUGAAUAAUAAAGAUGGCGAAAUUAUUAAAGACUUGGACAGUGAGUAUAGGGAUGAAUGAAGGCACUGGGUAGGCAGAAUUUUGUAAACAAAAACAAUAGGUGUUUGAAUUAAGGAAACAGUUUUCAUGGGGGGUGAUCAUAAUUGGAACUUCUUCAAUGGGUGAGAGCAUUAUAAGACAAGGUACAGCUACAAUGGAAACUGAAAAGUAUGGGCGAAUAUGUUAAAUGGUGACUAAGAACUAUGGAAAUAGGAGAAAAGAAAAGAGAAAUAUUGGAGUGGGUUUCUGGGGAGAAAAUCAUAAGAAUAAAUCUAAUGAGGAGGGAGAAUCAAGGGAAUAGAUUUACUGGGGAGUGGAAAUCAAGGGAACAAAUUUACUGGGGAGUGGAAAUCAAGGGAACAGAUUUACUGGGGAGUGGAAAUCAGGGGAAUUGCCAGAUUAAGGAGGAUUGCAUUGUUUCAAUAUAUAUACAUACAAUUACUACUGCACGGUACUGUACAUCUAAUGUCACAUUAGGCAAUUCGAGCAAUUUACAUAUUCACAGUAAUACAAAUACAUCACAUCGACU